Messenger RNA from Aureobasidium vineae, 540 nucleotides. Lineage: Eukaryota; Fungi; Ascomycota; Dothideomycetes; Dothideales; Saccotheciaceae. The record is from the annotation of a GenBank genome assembly.
AUGCCUCGUGCUUCAUCCAUCUUGUCUUCGCUGCUCUAUUUGGGCUCUGUGUUUGCACAGGAUGCUUCCACUACAUCGUCUACAGUGCCAACAGGGACGCCCGUUCCCGGCAACUAUGACGGUGCUUUGAGACCGCAAUUACAUUUCUCACCUCCCAAGGGCUUUAUGGUAUACAACCCAACAGCAGAUGUAGCAGGAAACCAGCAUUGGGGUCACGCAACAACGACUGAUGGUUACACCUUCGAAAAUCAGCCUAUUGCGCUUUUCCCUCCAAACAACGAAACGUUCGUGUUCAGUGGCUCGGCAGUGGUUGAUGCAAACAACACCAGUGGCUACUUCCCAGGCCAGGAUAAUGGCGUGGUUGCCGUCUACACUUUGUCCAACAACACGUCCCAGAACCAGAACGUCGCAUUUUCCAAGGAUGGCGGUUACACUUUCGAGCCUUAUGAGGGCAAUCCGGUUAUUGAUAUUGGCUCGACUCAAUUCCGUGAUCCUCAGGUGAUUAUCAACACUGACCAAGAUCUCGCUCACUCCAACUAA